Messenger RNA from Gymnodraco acuticeps, 979 nucleotides. RefSeq names its product transcription factor HES-5-like. Gene Ontology annotation, biological process: regulation of neurogenesis; regulation of transcription by RNA polymerase II; anterior/posterior pattern specification. Gene Ontology annotation, cellular component: nucleus. The record is from RefSeq and is a predicted model, not a curated record. The coding region runs from base 37 to 465 and encodes 142 amino acids. Gene Ontology annotation, molecular function: DNA-binding transcription factor activity, RNA polymerase II-specific; RNA polymerase II cis-regulatory region sequence-specific DNA binding; protein dimerization activity. NCBI's taxonomy places the organism in Eukaryota, Metazoa, Chordata, Actinopteri, Perciformes, Bathydraconidae. The transcript has 2 exons.
ACUCCAGAAGAAGCAGCAACCUUCACCUGCACAGACAUGGCUCCCUGCUCCACCAACUACUCCUCUAUUCAUCAGAUCAGGAUCUCUGAGAAAGACAACAUUAAAUUAAGAAAACCUGUUGUGGAGAAAAUGCGCAGAGAUCGCAUCAACGUUUGCAUCGAGCAGCUCAAGGCCAUCCUGGAGAAGGAGUUCCAGCAGCAUGAGCCCAACUCCAAGCUGGAGAAAGCAGACAUCCUGGAGAUGACUGUGAACCUCCUGAGACAGCAGCUUCAGCCGGGCCUCUGUCAGAGCGACUACAGCCAAGGCUUCUCCUUCGCUCCUCUGCAGGGCUUCCAGCAGCAGCAGCAGCACCACAGAGCCAGCAGCUCCUCCUCAGUCUGCUCCACCCUCAGGCCCACCAUGCUGCAGGACAGCAGCAGCAAGGGCCCAGUGUGGAGGCCUUGGUCUGAAACACAGCCAUUCUGAGACCUGAGGGGCUCUCCCUCACUAUGUAGGAAAUAUAUUUCCAGCCUGCUCCUUCAUGGUGUUUUUAGUGUUUCAUCAUAUUGAUGAUAAGAUAAGUAAGAAGGACUCUAUCCUUUAAUCCCAAAUUCACACUGGAGAUCAUUCAAUGUAUGCAACAUCUUUCAGAAUCAACCUGCAUCGCAGUGAGGUUGUCUCUGGUGUUUUGUUACUUGAUGUAACUGAAAAUAUAUAUAUUUUAUGUAUAAAGUUGAACUUGUUCUAAAGUUUUAGAGGUAUGUCACAUUGUCUUUGAAAACACAGUACUUUACUGUUGUGACCUAUUUGCCUUUAAUAAAGGAAGAAGGUAUCUGCCUAAAUGCAGCUCAUGUGUGCUGUGUAUUCUUUUGUAAUGCACUGCACUGUAAGUAAAUGCCAAGUGUUGAAAAAUUGAUUUUAUUGUGAAACAUAUUGUUUUGUUUGAAAGCGUGGAACUUAAUGCACUUUGGAUUUCAAUAAACAUUUUGUGAUCUACUUA